AUGAUCACGCUCUUAUCCUACUUGUGCGCGAUAUGCCACGCAGUGCUGUUAAUAAGGGCUGAUUCGAUAGCGGAUCCUUGGCCUGAAGCGCAAAAGUUACUAUCAAGCAUACCGAAGUCCAAAGACCCCAUGAAAGAAGCUGCCAUGGAAUCCAACAUCGAUGAAUUUGUUGGGUUUUACGUACCGAUGGAUUAUUCUCCACGUAAUGAGGAAAAAAACUAUCAAUACGUUUGGCAAAAUGAAAUUACAGAUCUUCAACAUCAAAUCUACGGUUUGCUAGUGCAGUCUAGUGAACAAUUCAACAACUCAGAAGCAACAUACACUCUUAGCCAAAUUCAUCUUUGGAACCAAUAUGAUUUCCCCCACAAUAUGACAUUGGCACACAAAUACUUGGAAAAAUUCAAUGGCCUGACUCACUUCACCAAUCAUUCAGCCAUUUUCGACUUAGCUGUAAUGUAUUCCACUGGUGGUAUUGCUAGCAGUAAUAAUCUAAGCACGAUUCCUCAGGACUCUGCUAAGGCCUUGUUGUAUUACCAAAGAGCUGCCGAGUUAGGAAAUUUGAAAGCUAAACAGGUGUUGGCAUAUAAAUAUUAUUCGGGAUUCAACGUUCCCAGAAAUUUCAAUAAAGCUCUGAUAUUAUAUAGAGACAUUGCGGAAUAUUUAAGGGGAAUGUAUUCGAGGGAUGAAUGGGAUAUUGUAUUUCCCUCUUGGGAAAGCUAUAACGUGAGAAUAUCUGAUUUCGAAAACGGAUUAUUGGGAAGAGGUUUAAAUUCUGUUCCGUUCUCUACAGUGAGGAAAAGAGCUACGUCGGAUAUUGGCUCACCCUUUAUCGCCCAAGUUAAUGGUGCACAAAUGACUUUCCAAUUCGAAACAAUGGGCAGGUUCACUCUCAGCGGCCACGAGGGUCAUAUUGAUGACGACGAAGACGACGAAGACGCCAAUGAAAGAAGAAUAAUAAGGAUAUAUAACGCAGCUUGGAAUGAUUAUAGAGGGACCUAUUCGCAAAGUAGGAACUGUGAGCGCGCUAAAAAUUUGCUGGAAUUAACCUACAAGGAGUUCGAACCCCAUGUGGACAAUCUYGGUCAUUUGCAAGUUUUAUAUUACGUGAGUUGCUUGCAAUUAUUGGGACACAUGUAUUUCACCGGUGAAGGUUCCUCGAAGCCUAAUAUCCCUAUGGCUGAAGAGAUUCUGACCAAGACGCUAAAAAUAAGCGAAAGUAUUAGCGCGUCUAUGGGUAGAGCAAAUAUAGAUUUAGGCUUAAUCAACCAAUACAUUACCGGGAAUGUUUCCAAGGCGGUUUCUUAUUACACGCGUGCUAUUGAAACUAACACUAACAAUGGGAUUGUGGAAUUUCAGUUAUCCAAAAUAGCCACUUUAUUCCCUGAAAAAAAAAUUGGUGAUCCGUUCAAUUUAAUGGAGACUGCGUACUCGAAGGGGUUCAUUCCAGCUAUAUAUGAGUUUGCAGUGAUGACCGAAUCUGGAACAAACCGCAAAUAUAGUGUAGAGAAUACCGCUUACCUGUUCAAAACAUUCGUUGACGAAAACGAACCUAUUAUGGCACCGGAGUUAAGGACAGCGUUCGCUGAAUUGAUCAACGACCGUUCAGAAGUGGCUUUGUGGGCGUACUCCCAAUUGGCAGAACAAGGUUAUGAAACCGCUCAAAUAUCUGCAGCCUACCUAAUGUACCAACUGCCAUACGAAUUAGAGGACCCGCCAAGGACUACAGAACCAAGAAAGACCUUGGCAAUAUCCUACUAUACGAGAGCUUUCAGGCAGGGAAACAUAGACGCUGGUGUUGUUGCAGGGGACAUUUAUUUCCAAAUGCAAAAUUAUAGUAAAGCCAUAGCACUAUAUCAGGGCGCCGCUUUAAAGUAUUCCAUACAAGCCAUUUGGAACCUGGGCUAUAUGCACGAGCACGGGCUAGGUGUGAAUAGGGAUUUCCAUCUGGCUAAGCGCUAUUACGAUCAGGUGUUGGAACACGACCAUAAAUUCUAUUUGGCUUCCAAAUUAUGUGUGCUCAAAUUACAUUUAAAGUCGUGGUUGACCUGGCUUACGAGAGAAAAAGUGAACUACUGGGCACCCACUAUCCCUCCCAACACAAGCGAAGAUACCCAGCCUCCAAAGACUUCGUGGUACAAGCAGUUGACGAACAUUUUACAAAGGAUAAGACACAAAGAGGAUGACACAAGAGCUACAGAAGAAUCUCACAAGCAUAGAACCGUCGUACAAAAUGGCGCCACCCACAGGGACCAGAAUGUACAGGAAACUUCUGAGAUCCUGGGAUUCCAAGUGGAAGACCUCAUCACCAUGGGGUGCAUCUUGGGGAUAUUCCUCCUAAGCAUUCUAAUGAGCACAUUGGCGGCUCGGAGGGGUUGGAACGUCCGUUUCAACGGCGCCCAGCUAAACGCAAAUGGGAACCCACAGCAGCAGCAGCAACAGCAGCAACAAGCACAGGGGCCUCCUGGUUGGGACUUCAACGUACAGAUAUUUGCCAUAUGA
Saccharomyces eubayanus is the source of this 2499-nucleotide messenger RNA. RefSeq names its product ubiquitin ligase complex subunit HRD3 (gene HRD3). Gene Ontology annotation, molecular function: protein binding. The transcript has a single exon. The coding region runs from base 1 to 2499 and encodes 832 amino acids. NCBI's taxonomy places the organism in Eukaryota, Fungi, Ascomycota, Saccharomycetes, Saccharomycetales, Saccharomycetaceae. The record is from RefSeq and is a predicted model, not a curated record.